GGGUGCUGGAAUAGCCUGGCUGGCAAGGCGCUGUGGGGCUGGGCACUGACGUCGCGGCGGAUGGACCCUCUGAAACGCGUCUUCCAACUACUCCUCAUCCGCUAACACCAGGCAUCCGCAACCCGAUGCUGUCACCAUGGUGAGCUUCCUGCGGGGUUGGCGCGGGCAAUUUGCCCUAGCAGCGCUAUUUUUCAUAGCACUUGCCAGCCCAGCAGCGGCGUCGAUUGGCGAUCAACUGCCCGAGUUUAAAGAAUGUGUCGAGAUUUGCAAACACGAAAACUGCGGCCCAGGCGCGGAACAACAAACUGCCAUCCCCCUCCACCGCCGCCUCCUUCUCUGGACCUGCCCUGCCGAGUGUGACUACACCUGCCAGCAGAUCAUCACGGCCGCUCGCCAGUCGCGCGACCCGCCGCAGCCCGUCGUCCAGUUCCACGGCAAAUGGCCGUUCCGGCGCUUCCUGGGCAUGCAGGAGCCGCUCAGCGUGCUCUUCUCGCUGGGCAACCUGGCCGCUCACUACUACGGCCUGCACCACCAGGUGCGGCCCCGCAUCCCCGCCGCGUACACGAUGCGGCCGUUCUACGUCUUCCUGGCCCGGCUCGGCAUGGUGACGUGGCUGCUGAGCGCCGUCUUCCACACGCGGGACUUCCCCAUCACGGAGCAGCUGGACUACUUCGGCGCCGGCGCGUCGGUGCUCUACGGCAUGUACUACGCCGCCGUGCGGAUCUGGGGGCUGGAUCGGCCCGGCAACAGGCGCCGGCUGAGGGCGUGGACCUGGUUCUGCGGGAUGCUGUACGCGUGCCAUGUCGCGUACCUCCGCCUCUGGCGGUGGGACUACACGUAUAACACGCUGGCCUGCGUGGUGUGCGGCGUGGUCCAGAACGGGCUGUGGAGUUGGUUCAGCUGGCGGAGGUAUCGCCAGACGGGGGAGACCUGGGCCGUAUGGCCCGGCGUGGUCGUGAUGUGGGUGCUGAUGGCGAUGAGCCUGGAGCUGUUCGAUUUCCCGCCGCUAUGGGGGAGCUUGGACGCGCAUAGUUUGUGGCACCUUGGAACGAUUGCCCCGGCCGUGCUGUUCUACCAGUACGUUACGCUUGCCGAGACUGCUCUAAGACGGUUUUGUGCUGACGGCUCCUCUUAGUUUCCUCGUCAAGGACGCACAGGACGACAUUGCCAGGAGUGCUAGGCUAAAGGCUUGAACGGCGUACGCGUGGUGACGAAAAAAACAAGCCACACAGCCUGCUGCUGCUG
Messenger RNA from Thermothelomyces thermophilus ATCC 42464, 1245 nucleotides. RefSeq lists its product as uncharacterized. Gene Ontology annotation, cellular component: endoplasmic reticulum membrane. NCBI's taxonomy places the organism in Eukaryota, Fungi, Ascomycota, Sordariomycetes, Sordariales, Chaetomiaceae. The transcript is spliced from 3 exons. Gene Ontology annotation, molecular function: hydrolase activity, acting on ester bonds. The record is from RefSeq and is a predicted model, not a curated record. The coding region runs from base 137 to 1135 and encodes 332 amino acids. Gene Ontology annotation, biological process: GPI anchor biosynthetic process.